AUGGGACGUAGGUGUCGUUACAGAUUAAAAAAACGCAGAGUUCGCAGAAGGAGAACUUCAUUGGUUCAACAUCGACAGUGUGGUGGUACUGUUUCGAACAGUGAAGUGACUCGAAAACGAGAACAGCAGCAUCAACGGGAAGGGCAACAGCAGGAACAGCGAGGAAUGCAAGAACAGCAACAAGAAAUAUCAGUGUUACAUGAAUUCGAGGAGCUUGCACGGCAAGAAGUGAGCAGGGUAUUUCAAAUGCUUUACAACCAUGCAGAACUCAUCUUCGACUUAAGCAGGGCGAAAUUCGCGAGCGAAAUACGUGAUAAAACAAAUCAGUUUGUGGAAUAUGAAGAAGAGAGGUUUAUUAGACAUCGCUUCAGAAUCGAUAAUCAGCUUCUUCAAGAAGCGAUAAAUCGAAUGGACGUUAAAGAAUCCGAAUAUGAAUUAAGGUACUUCUUGAAUAUGUUCAAGAGCGAUGACUUGGUUGCUAUCGAUCUACUAUUUCGAGAACCGUCCACAGACCCAGAGACUGGAAAUCCUGAUAGAGAAGACAAGGAUCCAUAUACCGAGGAUACAGAUCAAGAUGCAGAGGAUAAAGGUUCGGAUGAAGAAUGUAAAGAACAAGAAGAAGAGGACAAAUACUCUGAUGAAGAGGACAAAGAACCAGAUGCAGAGGACAAAGGUUCGGAUGAGGAGGACAUGGACCCAGAUGCCGAGGAUUAUAAUCCAGCUACAGAGGAUAAAGAGCCUUUCAGAAUCCGCAAUUAA
Molecule: messenger RNA, 759 nt
Organism: Echinococcus granulosus
Lineage: Eukaryota; Metazoa; Platyhelminthes; Cestoda; Cyclophyllidea; Taeniidae
Exons: 2
Coding region: 1-759 (252 amino acids)
Source: RefSeq, a predicted model, not a curated record